Messenger RNA from Boleophthalmus pectinirostris (great blue-spotted mudskipper), 1197 nucleotides. It is a transcript of the gene syt19, whose product is annotated as synaptotagmin XIX. The record is from RefSeq and is a predicted model, not a curated record. Gene Ontology annotation, biological process: cellular response to calcium ion; vesicle fusion; regulation of dopamine secretion. Gene Ontology annotation, cellular component: axon; synapse. Lineage: Eukaryota; Metazoa; Chordata; Actinopteri; Gobiiformes; Gobiidae. The transcript is spliced from 8 exons. Gene Ontology annotation, molecular function: phosphatidylserine binding; calcium ion binding; SNARE binding. Bases 1 to 1197 code for a protein of 398 amino acids.
AUGAAGAUGGACUACCCUCCUUACUGGAAUUUUAAGAUUUCAUAUGGGGGGAUGAUAUUACCAGUGAAGUAUGCUCUAUUGAUCAUUGCUGUUGUCUUUCUUCUUGGGACCCUUAGCAUCUUGGCAUGGCAGGCCUGCAGAUACUGUGUUCAUACACAUACACCCCAGGGAAUAGGUGAUUAUUCAGCAUCUGAAGACAAGAAUCCAGAACAACAGUGCCGUGAGGUUGACACUAACAGGUUCAGUCUGUCUUCUACAACACUUUCCGCUUCAGAGUACUGUCAACUAAAUGGGGACAUGAAGGAAGAGCUAGUCAAGGUUGGGGGAUUGCUAAGGUUCUCUGUGCAUUAUGACCACAUACAGUCACAUGUAGUAGUAACCAUUUUGCAACUUGAGCGUCUUCAGCAACACUGCCAUAGCAGCGACUUCCAAGUUUUUGUCAGGCUUCUACUACUGUGGGACAAAUCUCAAGGUGCUGAGAUGGAGGUUUAUCAAGACAUUAAGGAUCAACAGAAAGAAUGUUUCAUGUGGACAGUUAUCCAAGAGUGGCGGUCUUGCAUUGUCAGAGGCAGCUCCUGCCCAGUUUUUGGUGACCAAUUCAGCAGUGUACUCCAAGAACAUAUAAGGCCUCAUCUCAUCACACUCAAGAUGGAGGUGAGACACAUUGAUACAUUUUCCAAACAUAAAGCUCUAGGGGAGGUAAGAGUACCUUUUAAUGAACUGAACAUAUCGACUCCUGUUGAACUACAAAGAGAACUACAAGUUCCACAAAAGGACCUUGUUGGGGAACUUCUACUGUCUUUAAAUUUUUUACCAACAUUACAGAGACUUGAAAUAGGACUUUUAAAGGUGAAGGUGGCCACUAUUAACACCUCUUCAAUCACAGCUCUUUGUGCAAGAAUCAGUGUUAUGUGCAACCAGUACCGGCAGAAGUCACAAAAAUCCUCUGUGGUGGCUCAUAGCUUUGUAACUGUCUUCAAUGAAGCCUUCUACUUCCCACUGUCAGAAGUCCCUGUGGUGCAAUGUAAAAUUUCUGUGUCGAUCUUUCAAAAGGAAAUAAUGAAAAGAAAGUCACCUAAACGUCUUAUUGGACAAGUGAUUUUGGGGAAGGACAAAACAUUUGAGGACAAGCACUGGACUCAUAUGAUGCGUUCAGUCCGCCAUCCUGUGACUUUAUGGCAUGCGAUAGUAAUAUAA